Centropristis striata (black sea bass) is the source of this 1009-nucleotide messenger RNA. RefSeq names its product helix-loop-helix protein 2-like. Gene Ontology annotation, molecular function: RNA polymerase II cis-regulatory region sequence-specific DNA binding; DNA-binding transcription factor activity, RNA polymerase II-specific; protein dimerization activity. The coding region runs from base 213 to 581 and encodes 122 amino acids. The transcript has 2 exons. Gene Ontology annotation, biological process: regulation of transcription by RNA polymerase II. The record is from RefSeq and is a predicted model, not a curated record. Lineage: Eukaryota; Metazoa; Chordata; Actinopteri; Perciformes; Serranidae.
ACCAUGACGGACAGGGAGGAGGACAAGCAGGGCUGCACAGCUUUAUCACACACAUUUUGUUUGCAGCUCUUUAAUUCGACUCAGCUACAAGCCAGCAUGGAGGCUGGCGGGGAGAUAAGUUCCUGCGCCGACUGUUUAUUGAAUAAGCUUGAAUCUGUUGGCUCUGUUUGUUUUUGAAUGUGCAAGGAUCUUUCCAGCCUGAGGACAGGAGCAUGAUGCUCAGUCCUGACCAGUCCGGCCUGCCCUGGGGACAAAGGGACACAGAGUCCUUGUUGGACACUUUCAACGUGCAGUGUGGGUCCAUGCCGGCCGAACCCGAGGAUGGAGAGGGCAAGGCGCGCUCCGUGCAUGUGCCCGGCCUCAGCAGGGAGGAGAAGAGGAGGAGGAGGCGCGCCACAGCUAAAUAUCGUUCUGCGCACGCCACCAGGGAGCGCGUCCGUGUGGUGGCUUUUAACGUGGCCUUUGCAGAGCUGAGGAAACUGCUGCCAACGCUCCCACCUGACAAGAAGUUGUCCAAGAUUGAGAUCCUGAGACUCGCGAUCUGUUACAUCUCCUACCUCAACCACGUGCUGGAUGUUUAGACUGAGAGGACCAACAGGAGGCAGCAGGGUGACAGCUGAAGGAUUUCUGAAUAUUUAUACCAGAAGAAUUGGUGAAAAACAUUUUAUAUGUGGGCUUAUGCAGAUAUAUAAAACUAAUGACACAUUGUACACUACCCUACAUCCUAGUUAUUGGAUCAUAUAUCAUAUUUUUCAUUGUGGGGGACAGAACUACAGGCUUACAGUCUUUAUGGACAAACUGCUGAAACAUUGCAAUGCUUGAUCAUACAUUUUUUUGCCUUGUCUUUCGCUGUGGCUCUUUUUUUCCUCCUGUUUGAAACAAUUUGUAAAUAUUUUAAUUCAAUUGCACGAAAAAUAGUCUGGACUUGUGUGCUUUGCACUAUGCAGGAUUAAGUUGCAGCUAAAGUGAAAUCCAUAUGUUGAAAAUAAACACUGACAGCUUAAAAAAU